Molecule: messenger RNA, 888 nt
Organism: Dichotomopilus funicola
Lineage: Eukaryota; Fungi; Ascomycota; Sordariomycetes; Sordariales; Chaetomiaceae
Exons: 1
Coding region: 1-888 (295 amino acids)
Source: RefSeq, a predicted model, not a curated record
AUGAAAGCCUUAGCGUGUCUUUCCAUGACACUAAUCGCGCUCCCCGCCCGCGCUCUCGCGGGGCCGGACGACCAUGUCGAAAGAUCUGUAGUCGCCCUGGACUCUGUCCUGGGCUCUACUGCCGCGGUUUGGUCGGACGGUAAAGAACCGCCCGAUACUAUCGACGAUAGUUUGCCCACAACCCACGAAAGCGACGCCACUCCUCCUUCAGCCCCUGUCCCGGCUCCGGGUUUGGACGUCCUGGCCCCCAUCAUCGAUGCCUCAGACCCUGGCACUGAUGCCGCUGCCGUCGUCAAUCCUGGGGUCGACUUUCUCGAUUCAGACUCGGAUUCAUUCACGUUCGGCGUCCCCGUUCCGUCCGUCACCGAGUGGUACUCCCGGGUCGACGCAACCUCGUUUGUGUUGGUCUCUAGCCAGGUGCCCGACUACAAGACCAUCUCGAUCAGCGCUACCGACGCCGCCCAGGCCAGCCGGAUCUGGGAGUGGAUAUCCGCCAGCACCGGCUCGGCGGUUCCCACGGAGGCCUGUGAAUCUUCAUCGUUUUUACCAGAGACGCUCAGUCCCGAGGGUAGCUUCGACCCCGUUCCCGCACCGGCUUCGGCCGAUAUUAUCGGCAGCUUCGAUCCUACCGUUGAUCCCGUCCCCACCAGCACCCCAGCCAGUUCCGAUCCGGUAGUUGCUCCCUCCUUUUCCGACGUGGUGGGGACUGUUGAUCCUACCUUAGCGUCGAGCUUCUAUGAUGAACCGGAACCUACGACCAAGCCGGUGGUGUCGUACACCAAGGCCCCGGCUCCGACUGUUGUCGCCGGUGCUGGAAGAUCUAGGAGCGUUGGAGGAUUGGCGGCGGUGUUGGUGGCUGGAUUGCUGGGUGCCAUUCUCCCGAUGUAG